Molecule: messenger RNA, 5070 nt
Organism: Panthera uncia (snow leopard)
Lineage: Eukaryota; Metazoa; Chordata; Mammalia; Carnivora; Felidae
Gene: GRIK5
Product: glutamate ionotropic receptor kainate type subunit 5
Biological process (GO): monoatomic ion transport; synaptic transmission, glutamatergic; modulation of chemical synaptic transmission
Cellular component (GO): kainate selective glutamate receptor complex; presynaptic membrane; plasma membrane
Molecular function (GO): kainate selective glutamate receptor activity; transmitter-gated monoatomic ion channel activity involved in regulation of postsynaptic membrane potential
Source: RefSeq, a predicted model, not a curated record
CCCCUGGAGGAUGCGCCUCCUCCAGCUCCUCGUCGACUCCGCCUGACGCCUGAAGAAGGGAGGGCCGCGCGGUGACGUCAGGCGGCGGAGCGAGACUGCGGGCGCCAUCUUGGGGGCGCCGGGCUGGAGUCGGGUCGGGGUCGAGUAGGGAAGUCGGAAAAAUUGAGGCACACGACACCCAGAGGGUGGGGGCGGGGGAGCUGUGGCACUGGAACCGCGGCGGAGCGAACGGAGAAAGUGAAGCAUCAUCAGUCAGCGCGAAAUGGGGAGGGGAAACUGCAGCAGCGAGCACAUGGAGGGAGUAAAAAGGGAAACUGAGGCUCCAGACUCGCUUCAUUAAAAAGAGGAACGGAAGCAACAAGAAGGAAGGGGAGAGAAGCCGGCGGACUCUUGAGGAAGGGGGGAAGGGAGAUGUCAAAGGAGAAGCGAGGAGCGAGGGAAUCUGAGGGAACAAGGAAAACCUGAAGGGGAGGGGAGGAAAUGGGGAAAAGCGAAAAGCAAAGACAGUUUCAUUUAAGAAACGGGGAGUGUGGGCGGGGUGGGGGGAGAAAACCUGAAGGACAACUAGGAUGAAAACCUGCAGAAAGUGACCCUGUAGGAGACGGACUCUGCUUCCUUCCAAGGUGCCUUCCUUCUGCGUUGACCCAGGGCUUCUGGCCAUCACUACUCUCCCCCUUUGGCCCUCAGGGCGUUGGCCUCGCACUGUUACGUUCCAGAGCUACCCUGUGAACCAACCCAAGGACAGGAGCUUCAAGAGAUUCCUGUACUAACUGCUUCCCCCCCACACCCCAUUUCUCAGAGGAGUAAACUAAGUCUCGAGGAGUUGGUCAUUACCUUCCUGAAGCUAAAAGCUGCCGAGGGACUCCCAAGCACUGAGUAGGACCGAGGUGUGACAUCUCAGUCAUCACCUGUGUGGUGUCCUUCAGUUGAUUUCUAACUGGCCGUCCUAACUUUCCACUAAAUUGAAAUCCCUAACACCAAGCCAAUAUAAUUAUACCAAGCUGUCUGGAUUGAAAUCCUGACCCUGCCACUUCCAGCUGUUGUCUUGGACAAGCUAAAUCCCCUGUGCCUCCGUUUCCUCAUCUGUGAAAUGAAGACCCUAACCCCUGCUUCAUGGUUGUGGGGCACAGAGUAAAAGCUAUGUGGAAAUUGUUUUUAUUAGGACCUCAAGAAGCCCAGAAAAGUUAAGUAGCUUGCCUGUCCUUUGGAGGAGACAGAGCCAGGGUUCCAACCCAGGAGUUGACUCUGAGGUCUAUGCUCUUGGUACCCCCCACCACCCCCUCCCGCCCCAGGCUCUACUGCCUGGCAGGUGGAUGUCCUGUCCUGCGGGGCAUGUUGAAUGGAUGAAUGCAAGAAGCAGAAGAAAGAAGUUGGUGGGAAUGUGUGAGCUCCAAAGCUGGUGGCGAGUGGGGGCCGCGGCAGCUGCGUCCCCAUGAGGAGGGGAGGAAGAUGCCGGCUGAGCUGCUGCUGCUGCUGAUUGUUGCCUUCGCCAGCCCCAGCUGCCAGGUGCUCUCAUCACUGCGCAUGGCUGCAAUCCUGGACGACCAGACAGUGUGUGGCCGCGGCGAACGUCUGGCCCUGGCUCUGGCCCGGGAGCAGAUCAACGGGAUCAUCGAAGUCCCAGCCAAGGCCCGGGUGGAAGUAGACAUCUUUGAGCUUCAGCGGGACAGCCAGUACGAGACCACGGACACCAUGUGUCAGAUCCUGCCCAAGGGGGUCGUGUCUGUCUUGGGGCCCUCGUCCAGCCCUGCGUCUGCCUCCACCGUGAGCCAUAUCUGUGGAGAGAAGGAGAUCCCCCACAUCAAGGUGGGUCCCGAGGAGACACCCCGCCUGCAGUACCUGCGCUUCGCGUCCGUCAGCCUGUACCCCAGUAACGAGGACGUCAGCCUGGCCGUCUCCCGAAUCCUCAAGUCCUUCAACUACCCCUCGGCCAGCCUCAUCUGCGCCAAGGCCGAGUGCCUCUUGCGGUUGGAGGAGCUAGUGCGUGGCUUCCUCAUCUCCAAGGAGACGCUGUCAGUGAGGAUGCUGGACGACAGCCGGGACCCCACGCCGCUGCUCAAGGAGAUCCGCGAUGACAAGGUGUCCACCAUCAUCAUUGAUGCCAACGCGUCCAUCUCCCACCUCAUCCUCCGUAAAGCUUCAGAGCUGGGAAUGACCUCAGCGUUUUACAAAUACAUCCUCACCACCAUGGACUUCCCCAUCCUGCACCUGGACGGGAUCGUGGAGGACACCUCCAACAUCCUGGGCUUCUCCAUGUUUAACACCUCACAUCCCUUCUACCCCGAGUUUGUGCGCAGCCUCAACAUGUCCUGGAGGGAGAACUGUGAAGCCAGCACCUAUCCAGGUCCUGCGCUGUCGGCGGCCCUGAUGUUUGACGCCGUGCACGUGGUGGUGAGUGCCGUCCGGGAGCUGAACCGCAGCCAAGAAAUCGGUGUGAAGCCGCUGGCCUGUACGUCGGCCAACAUUUGGCCCCAUGGGACCAGCCUCAUGAACUACCUGCGCAUGGUAGAGUAUGACGGGCUGACCGGGCGGGUCGAGUUCAACAGCAAAGGGCAGAGGACCAACUACACCCUGCGCAUCCUGGAGAAGUCCCGGCAAGGCCACCGCGAGAUCGGGGUAUGGUACUCUAACCGGACCCUGGCCAUGAACGCCACCACCCUGGACAUCAACCUGUCGCAGACACUGGCCAACAAGACACUGGUGGUCACGACCAUUCUGGAGAACCCGUAUGUCAUGCGGCGGCCAAACUUCCAGGCCCUGUCCGGGAACGAGCGCUUCGAGGGCUUCUGCGUGGACAUGCUGCGGGAGCUGGCUGAGCUGCUGCGCUUCCGCUACCGCCUACGGCUGGUGGAAGACGGGCUGUACGGGGCGCCCGAGCCCAACGGCUCCUGGACGGGCAUGGUCGGCGAGCUCAUCAACCGGAAGGCAGACCUGGCUGUGGCCGCAUUCACCAUCACAGCCGAGCGGGAGAAGGUCAUCGACUUCUCCAAACCCUUCAUGACCCUGGGGAUCAGCAUCCUCUACCGAGUGCACAUGGGCCGCAAGCCUGGCUACUUCUCCUUCCUGGACCCCUUCUCCCCUGCCGUGUGGCUCUUCAUGCUUCUCGCCUACCUGGCCGUCAGCUGCGUCCUGUUCCUGGCCGCCAGGCUGAGCCCCUACGAGUGGUAUAACCCACACCCGUGCCUGCGGGCACGUCCCCACAUCCUGGAGAACCAGUACACGUUGGGCAACAGCCUCUGGUUCCCUGUAGGGGGCUUCAUGCAACAAGGCUCGGAGAUCAUGCCCCGGGCGCUGUCCACACGCUGCGUCAGCGGAGUCUGGUGGGCCUUCACCUUGAUCAUCAUCUCUUCCUACACGGCCAACCUGGCUGCCUUCCUCACCGUGCAGCGCAUGGAGGUGCCCGUGGAGUCAGCUGAUGACCUGGCAGACCAGACCAACAUUGAGUAUGGCACCAUCCAUGCUGGCUCCACCAUGACCUUCUUUCAGAACUCACGGUACCAGACGUACCAGCGUAUGUGGAACUACAUGCAGUCGAAGCAGCCCAGUGUGUUUGUCAAGAGCACGGAAGAAGGCAUCGCGCGUGUUCUCAACUCCCGCUACGCCUUCCUGCUCGAGUCCACCAUGAACGAGUACCACCGGCGUCUCAACUGCAACCUCACCCAGAUCGGGGGCCUCCUCGACACCAAGGGCUACGGCAUCGGCAUGCCACUGGGCUCCCCGUUCCGGGAUGAGAUCACCCUGGCCAUCCUGCAGCUUCAGGAGAACAACCGGCUAGAGAUCCUGAAGCGCAAGUGGUGGGAGGGGGGCCGGUGCCCCAAGGAGGAGGAUCAUCGAGCUAAAGGUCUGGGCAUGGAGAACAUUGGUGGCAUUUUUGUCGUGCUCAUCUGUGGCCUCAUCAUUGCCGUCUUCGUGGCGGUCAUGGAAUUCAUAUGGUCCACACGGAGGUCGGCAGAGUCUGAAGAGGUGUCGGUGUGCCAGGAGAUGCUGCAGGAGCUGCGGCACGCGGUGUCCUGCCGCAAGACGUCGCGUUCCCGCCGGCGCCGGCGCCCAGGCGGCGCGAGCCGGGCCCUGCUGUCGCUGCGCGCGGUCCGCGAGAUGCGCCUCAGCAACGGCAAGCUCUACUCGGCCGGCGCGGGCGGGGAUGCGGGCGGCGCGCACGGGGGCCCCCAGCGCCUCCUGGACGACCCGGGGCCGCCCGGCGGGGCCCGGCCCCCCGCCCCUACGCCCUGCACCCACGUGCGCGUCUGCCAGGAGUGUCGGCGCAUCCAGGCGCUGCGGGCGUCCGGGGCCGGCGCGCCCCCGCGUGGCCUAGGCGCCCCCGCCGAAGCCACCAGCCCGCCCCGGCCGCGGCCAGGCCCCGCAGGCCCCCGCGAGCUGGCCGAACACGAGUGACCACGGGCGGAGCCGGGCUGGCGGCGGGACUGACCGCAGGGACGGAGCCCGGGCCGCCCCCGCUUCCCCAGCGGGCGAGGGACGGGACUUGUGCCCCGGUGCUCCGGACGCCGCGAUUUUGCCUUCGGCUCACGGUGUCGUCCGAGGCCCGGCUCCGGAGCCUUCCUGCGCCCCCUAGUGGACUUGCCAGAGGGUGCCGCGGACCCCGCACUGCGCCCCCCCCCCCCCCCCCCUGCGGAUAGGAGGAGCGCAGGAAUCGAGGACUCCGGGGGCCGGGGACUGCGGGGCCGUUCCGGAAGCGGAAAGCAGUCCGCGAGGAGAGCCCCAUUCUGGGACUGCUCAGGCUCCCCAAGACUUGACACAGCCCUCCCCACUUCUGGAGGACGGGAGGGCCUCUGGGCAUAUGGGUGUCCCCUGGGGCCCCUCAACUCUUCUCUUUCUCUCUUUUUUUUGGGGAGAAACCUCGGAAUUUCUAUGAGACACCCCCCAGGGAGGAGGUCAGUUGGGCCCCUGUCCCUCCCCCUGCCACACCCCAGUCCCUGUUGGAAUAAAAAAAGAACAAAACCCCAAAAACUGGGGAUACCUGGGUCUCAUUUCCUGGAGGUAUGAGGGCAUUAAAGUCUCGGGCUCCCCAGGGAGUCUGCUGAGAACCACACACUGGAUGGUCACUCCUGGACU